Messenger RNA from Rangifer tarandus platyrhynchus (Svalbard reindeer), 1170 nucleotides. NCBI's taxonomy places the organism in Eukaryota, Metazoa, Chordata, Mammalia, Artiodactyla, Cervidae. The record is from the annotation of a GenBank genome assembly.
AUGUUUCAGACAUUUAAAGAAUGGUUUUGGUUGGAAAGAUUCUGGCUUCCUCCAACAAUAAAAUGGUCAGAUCUUGAAGAUCACGAUGGACUCAUCUUUGUGAAGCCCUCUCAUUUAUAUAUGACUAUUCCAUAUGCUUUUGUCUUGAUAAUUAUCAGACAUUUUUUUCAAAAGUUUAUUGCUUCACCUCUAGCAAAAACAUUUGGCAUUAAAGAGGAAGUUCAAAAGAAGAUUACACCAAAUACUGUUUUAGAGAAUUUUUUCAAACAUUCCACAAAGAAACCAUCUCAAACUGAUAUUUAUGGACUGGCAAAGAAGUGUAACUUGACAGAGCGCCAGGUUGAAAGAUGGUUUAGGAGUCGGCAGAAUCAAGAUAGGCCUUGCAGGAUGAAGAAAUUCCAGGAAGCUUGCUGGCGAUUUACAUUUUACCUAAUUAUUACCAUUGCUGGAAUUGCAUUUCUUUAUGAUAAACCUUGGGUAUAUGACCUGUGGGAAGUUUGGAAUGGCUAUCCCAGACAGCCCUUGCUGCCAUCCCAGUACUGGUACUACAUUUUGGAGAUGAGUUUUUAUUGGUCUCUCUUAUUUAGCCUUGGCUCUGAUAUCAAGAGAAAGGAUUUUCUAGCGCAUGUCAUCCACCACCUGGCUGCUGUCAGUUUGAUGAGCUUCUCUUGGUGUGCUAAUUAUAUUCGCAGUGGGACCCUCGUGAUGAUUGUACAUGAUGUGGCUGACAUUUGGCUAGAGUCUGCUAAGAUGUUUUCUUAUGCCGGAUGGAAGCAAACCUGUAACACCCUGUUUUUCAUCUUCUCCACCGUGUUUUUGAUCAGUCGCCUCAUUAUUUUUCCCUUCUGGAUUUUAUAUUGCACACUGAUUCUGCCUCUGCACUACCUUCAACCUUUCUUUUCAUACAUCUUCCUCAACCUACAGCUCAUGGUCCUGCAAGUUCUUAAUCUUUAUUGGAGUUACUUCAUCCUGAAGAUGCUCAAAAGAAGUAUAUUCACGAAGAGCAUCCGGGAUGUGAGGAGUGAUAGUGAGGGCGAGUAUGAAGAGGAAGAAGAUGAGGAAGAGGAGGAAGAGAAGGAAGAAGCCACAGGAGGCAAAGAGACAGACCGUUUGAAGAACAGCCUUGGGGCCGACAGGCACCUCAUCCCCAAUGGUCAGCAUGGCUGUUAG